AGGAGUGUGAUUAAUAGGGAAUAUAGAGUGAGUGCUGUAUACUCCACAGUGCAGAGUGUGACGCCACAGUUGAUAUGAUCAGAAGCCUGGAUUUGAUUGGUUGAAAUCUGCGGGUUGGGUUAAUGUUUACUGCAUAAUGUUCUGACAUCAGGGUUCAAAGGUCAGGCUUAGCAGAAAGGGCCACGCUGUAGGUGAUGAGGCGCUGAGGAGGUAAGGAGAUAAAGGAGAAGAUCGGACGCUGAGUGGAGAACACUAUGGUAGCGAUUACAGAAUUUCAGAAGAUCGGGGUGGGGAUUUCAGGCUUCGGCAUUUUCUUCAUUCUGUUUGGAGUGCUGCUGUACUUUGACUCUGUCUUGUUGGCGUUUGGUAAUAUCCUGUUCCUGACGGGUCUGGCCUUCAUCAUUGGCCUGAGGAGAACCGCCCACUUUUUCUUCCAGAGACAAAAACUCAGAGCCUCCUCCUUCUUCCUGGGGGGCGUGGCUUUAGUGGUGCUGCGAUGGCCUCGCAUCGGCAUGCUGGUGGAGAGUUACGGCUUUUUUCUUCUGUUUAAAUCAUUCUUUCCAAUGGUCUUUGGAUUCCUCGGAACAGUCUUAAAUUUGCCUUUCCUCACAACUUUAUUUAAUUUAUCAGAGAGCAGCUCCUCCAUGGUCUGAGGAGGAUGGAGGUGAUGAAGAAGCUGAACUGCUGGAUUACAGUGUGAAUAAAGUGUUUUGGUCUUUACUUGUGCUCCUGGAGGCCCAGCUUUCUGUUCAGUCAAGCACAAAUUAUUAUUAGAUAGUUAGAGAGCAGGUGAAACUCUAAGGCUGUGUCCCAAUUGUGUACUAAAUGUAUAAAACAAAUACUAUAAGGUAUAUACUGUGUACUAGUCGUAAUAGUGUGGGUUUAGCAGGUUAGUACACAAAAUAUUAACAUACUAACAAGAAGUGAUGAAACAUCAAGCGUUCUCUAGCAUUUUAUUUAUUUUAUUAUGUUUUUUUCAAUUAUUUUUCUUCCUUUUUUCCUUUGUAUAUGAUGAUGAGAAUAAUGUUUCACAUUUUGUAUGUUUGUAAAUGUUGCUAAUACUGCAGUAAAUCUAUAUGGUGAAUACA
Messenger RNA from Astyanax mexicanus (Mexican tetra), 1088 nucleotides. It is a transcript of the gene golt1a, whose product is annotated as golgi transport 1A. Gene Ontology annotation, biological process: retrograde transport, endosome to Golgi; endoplasmic reticulum to Golgi vesicle-mediated transport. Lineage: Eukaryota; Metazoa; Chordata; Actinopteri; Characiformes; Acestrorhamphidae. Bases 255 to 653 code for a protein of 132 amino acids. Gene Ontology annotation, cellular component: membrane; endoplasmic reticulum. The transcript has 5 exons. The record is from RefSeq and is a predicted model, not a curated record.